Messenger RNA from Eruca vesicaria subsp. sativa (arugula), 590 nucleotides. NCBI's taxonomy places the organism in Eukaryota, Viridiplantae, Streptophyta, Magnoliopsida, Brassicales, Brassicaceae. The record is from the annotation of a GenBank genome assembly.
AAAUAAACUAAGUCACUUCUAAAAAUGGCAGUUAGGGUUUCUUACAAGCUUCUCCUCCUGGCUUUUCUUCUCAUUGCCUUAAUUUCUUCUCCUGCUCAAGCACGAAGCAAAGAAGUCGUGAGGAAUAGAAAACUAUUGGUUGGGGAGAAGGAGCAAGAGACUCGGAACUCAAGGCAAGACGGAGGAGGAAGUGAUGGUUAUGGAUUGGUGGAUAUGGAUUAUAAUAGUGCGAACAAGAAAAGACCGAUACACAACCGCUAAUAAACACAUAUGGUCAUGAGCUUAUCAAUUUCUUGUGAGAUAUCCAAAGAUUCUAUGAUAUCCUGAGAUUUACAUGAUCCAUUCAACAGAAAUUACCAUCAAGUAUUGAGAAUGUAAAAUAUUUUAUAUAUCAACAUAUAAAAUAUAAUCGAGUUUGUAUACAUUAGUAUAAUUGAGUUUGAAUGGAUAAAUAAAUAUAAACGAUUCUAUAUAACAAUCAUAGUUUGUGUGUGCUUUAUGUAUGUAUUGUAUCAUUGGUUUCUGUUUGUGAGAAAAUCUCAAUGGACAUGUAUAUUGUGUAUAUAGGGGGACUUUCAAUAUCUUCUUUU